This is a messenger RNA of Beauveria bassiana ARSEF 2860, 2718 nucleotides long. Its product is annotated as pH-response regulator protein palF/RIM8. Gene Ontology annotation, molecular function: ubiquitin protein ligase binding; protein-macromolecule adaptor activity. Lineage: Eukaryota; Fungi; Ascomycota; Sordariomycetes; Hypocreales; Cordycipitaceae. Gene Ontology annotation, biological process: ubiquitin-dependent endocytosis. The record is from RefSeq and is a predicted model, not a curated record. Bases 1 to 2718 code for a protein of 905 amino acids. Gene Ontology annotation, cellular component: plasma membrane; cytoplasm; cytosol. The transcript is spliced from 2 exons.
AUGCCGCUCGCCGCCGUAGACUCGCACCACGGCGGCGGCAGCAGCAGCAGCAACCGAAACGCCGGCGCAACCUCCGAUGACGAUCCCACAACGGCUGCGGCGCCGAUGGCGGUGGCUCACGGCAAGCGGCCCGAGUCAUCGCCAGUAGCUGCUGCUCCUGCCGCCGACCACGACCGCGACUCUGCCGAUACUGCCGCUGCCGCUGGCGCGACAACCUCAACGGCCGCGCCUCGAAUUAAUGCUGUUCACGAUUAUGCGCCUUUGUCUUCUACCAAACCCGCUACGCCGCCUUCGAUACACUCCUCCACCUCCAACGCCUCCGCGUCGCGCGCCGCCGCUCUCCUAUCCCGCCUCAACCUCCCCUCCUUUACCAUACGCUCCCGCAAUCGCAACGUUGUCGACUUUCACAUCCGUCCCGACGAGCCGCACAAGACCUACAGCGCCGGCGACACCGUCCGCGGCCACGUCAACGUUGCCGUCAUCAAGCCCAUUCGCAUCACCCAUCUCGUCGUCGCCCUCCACGGCUACAUUCACGUUUUCAAAGACGCCUCCGCCAAGGCCAAGGCUAGUGGCUCCCCCGUACCGCCGCGCGGCGGCGUAUCUCAGCUCCCGCAGUACCAUGGCAACGGCCUCGCUAGCCUCUUCCAAGAUGAGCAAGUUCUCGCUGGCGAGGGUCGGCUCGAGGCGGGGCGCUACGAAUUUGGCUUUGAGCUCAUAUUUCCCGACAUUGGCCUUCCCAGUAGCAUCGAUUUUGAACGAGGCACCGUGUCGUACAUGAUUACAGCCACGCUGACGCGACCGACGGCCAUUGCACCCACAGUGUCCUGCGACAAGCGUGUUUUGCUUCUCGAAAAGAUUGACAUUGGGCAUCUACCGCCCCCGCGAUCUCGAACGAUAUUUCUCGAACCCAUUUCGAAACGAACGCGCCGAAAACGGUCCGCCGUACUCGACAAGGCACCCGCUCCCAUUCCAGAACCGCCCUCGACGGGCGUGCCAAACGAUCAUGCCUCGGAAGCAGGCUCAGUAGAACGGACCGCUGCCACUUCUGACUCGGCACGCGACGCUUCGCAUCCUGAAAACAAUCGCGGGCCCACUCAGAUUGAUGUAAGAAGCGAAGUCAGCGGCGAAAGCGCUCGCAGUAUUAGUACCGCUGUUAGUCGCAGCGACGUCACGCCACUGUCUCACGUAUCCGCAUUCAAGUCGCCCUCGAAGCAAAAAAUCGUCGACAACAAGACCAUUACCGCCACCAUUGAAUUGCUCAAGGGCGGGUGUUUGGCUGGUGAUAUGGUUUCUGUUCGUGUAUCGGUGCAGCAUAUCAAGCGCUUAAAGAGCCUGACGGGUGUGAUUGUGACCUUGUUUCGCCAGAGCAAAAUCGACUCUGCACCAGCUGCAUCGCUCUUCUCCGGAAACGACCUCGAAGCCAUUGGCGACGAUGGAUAUCCCAGGUCAAGAACAGGACUGGCCGGUUUGUCUCUGUCGUCAACAAGUUCGACGAGCAUGUUUCGCAAAGACUUGGAUCAAAACACGGCACCACUCAUAAUCGAUCCUUCAUCGCUGCAUGCGUCGGUCACAUGCUCGCUGAAGCUUCCUGACGAUGCAUUUCCUACGAUACGAGGUGUACCCGGCGCCAUGGUGAGCUUUCGCUACCAUAUUGAAGUAAUUGUCGACUUGGGUGGCAAGCUCUCUAGCCAGAUGCUCCAAGGCGGCCAACAAUCAACCACCCGCUUAGGCCAGUACAUGACUUCUGGCCAAGACAGUGCCUAUGGGCCUCGCGUGGCUACAAAUAUUAUCGACACUACUCCGCUCCGCCGCCAAAAAGGUGUCGUAUCGGUGUCUAUGGAGACGGUCGUAGGCACCGUUGACAGCUCUCGCCGGCGGAAGCCUCUCCGGAUCUCACCCCGCCAUUCCACCCCGCGCGUGCCCGAAAGCGACGAGGACGAUUCCAUCCGCGCCGAAUUGAAUGAACGCCCAGUGCUCACAGCCUCUCCCGCCACAUACACCACACCACUUGCGGGCGACCGCCACUACGCCUCACAGCCGCCAUUAUCACACUCCUCCCGUACCAACUCUAGCUCUGCGGGACCGUCCCAGCCCGACUACCACGCGCACAGCCAGCUCAAUGGGUACUCGCGCGAGGCCGCCCCCGCGUACAUUCCGCAGCCGCAGUUGCCUGAUUCCCGCACCAUGUCGGAAAAGGAACGCAUACAGCAGGCGGAAACACGCCUACUACCAAGCCAGCCCCCCGCAGCCGGCCCGUCGUCGGCUCCAGCCUCGGCGCCCGCCGGUGAUGGCGACGACAACAUUUACGACGCGCAGGAGCCGUCGCCGCGUCAACCACAACCCUCUGCGGGGCCCUCUGCGCCGACCGAAGACGAGGCGGCCGCAGGACCGUCGGCCCCGAGCGAGGAGGACCUCAACGGCACGGCGGCCUACCCGGCCGAGGACAAGCAGGAGCUCGAGCGCCAGCGCCUCAUCAUCGAAGCGAGUGCGCCGCCUGAAUUUCCCGAGGACAUGGAGCGGCCUGGCGAUGCGAGCGCGCCGACCGAAGCGAAUUCGGAGCCUAGCGCGCCCGUGCUCGACGAGGACGAGGAGGAGCUGGCGGGUUACGGUGUUGGCGCCGGUUACGGUGUUGGAGCCGGUUCAUCGUCAUCGGCCGGUCAGUCGGGCAGCAGCGGGCAAAGACCAACCGGCGAGCAGCUGCCAGCGUACCAGCGGUGA